AUGCAAUUACUCCCUUUCACCCUCUUCCUGGCCCUCACAGCCGCCUCUCCCAUCGCCUGCCGCGGGACCCUCACAGAAGCUCAAAUCACCACCAUUUCCCCCAAAUCCUCCUCUUGCGAUGACGCGCCAUCCGAAGGCGAAUGCGCAACCGCCAAACAAGCCGCGAAAUUCAUUGCCCAGUCCUUCGACACCUACAAAGUGACAUCGAAAGCCGAACAAGCAGCCGUGAUCAGUCUCAUGGCCUUUGAGAGCGGCGACUUCAAAUAUAACAAGAACCAUUUCCCCGGUGUUGCCGGACAAGGAACACGCAACAUGCAAUCUCCUGCUUUCAACAAGAAGUACGCGGCGUCGAUCCCAGCCGUGAAAGAUAAGGCAGCCGAGACCUCCGACCCAGCAGAUCUGCUUGAUCUGUUGAGAAACGACGGAACCACGGAUUUCGGAUCUGGUGCUUGGUUCCUUACUACAGAAUGUUCCAAGGAGGUGCGCUCUGCACUGGCGGAUGGCUCAGAGGCCGGAUGGAAGAAAUACAUCACUGACUGCGUGGGCACAACCAUCACCGACGACCGCAAGGCAUACUGGGACCGAGCCGUCAAGGCACUUGGAGUUUGA
Molecule: messenger RNA, 609 nt
Organism: Penicillium salamii
Lineage: Eukaryota; Fungi; Ascomycota; Eurotiomycetes; Eurotiales; Aspergillaceae
Source: the annotation of a GenBank genome assembly